Aspergillus niger is the source of this 2205-nucleotide messenger RNA. RefSeq lists its product as uncharacterized. Gene Ontology annotation, biological process: regulation of DNA-templated transcription. NCBI's taxonomy places the organism in Eukaryota, Fungi, Ascomycota, Eurotiomycetes, Eurotiales, Aspergillaceae. Gene Ontology annotation, cellular component: nucleus. Bases 1 to 2205 code for a protein of 734 amino acids. Gene Ontology annotation, molecular function: transcription cis-regulatory region binding; zinc ion binding; DNA-binding transcription factor activity, RNA polymerase II-specific. The record is from RefSeq and is a predicted model, not a curated record. The transcript has 6 exons.
AUGGAUAGUUCCGCUGCGUUGGAUCCCAACAAAGCAUCUCAUGGUCGACAAGCCGCCUGCUUGAACUGUARGAAAAGCAAGGUCCGCUGCAACCGAGGCCAAGAUGAUGCGUCGUGUAGCAGAUGCAAACAGGCCAAUGUUGAAUGCAUCAUACCCAGCCACCAUGUCGGUAGACAGAAAGGGGUCAAAAAGUACGCGCUAAACGCAUUGAUCUUCCGAGGACCCCAAGCUGACAUGGUGAAAACCAGCAAACGCAAAGGCCUUGAAAAAGCAUUACAUCAGAUUGAACAGGCCAUCAAGAGACCGAGAAGCAAUGCAUCCGGGUCCGAGGCGGCCCAAAAGCUCAUAUCAGACCUUCAAGAGAUGCUCAGCAAUACACGAGAACAGCAGUUACACAGUGAGGCAGACGACCAGUCCGAGGAUCGGUCCUAUACAUACCAUUCGCCCCGGGAUAACAAUUUCGGCGAUAAUCUCUCCCUAGAUGAUGCAGAGAAUCCUUUACAACUACUUGCACGUGCCUCCGAUCUACAGCUAUCGCCGAAUGAGGCUCGUGAUGCACACAGAUGGCCACCUUCAACAUUUCCCCAACCUACAGGCAUGCUGCCGAGUAGCACCGAGGGAAGCGACCCUGCCGCGCAAUCAUAUUUUGUUCCCAUCCGGGCAAAUCUGGAUGUUGGCCCAGAUAUAGACCCCAUUGACAUUGGUCUUGUGACUCCGAGUGAAGCCGAAUCGCUUUUCUCUUUCUUUUAUCAGAACCUCGCACAUACUCGAUGGGGCCUAGACCCUCUGGUACACACCGUCUCGUUUGUGCGGACCCAGUCUGCAUUUCUAUUCACCUCUAUCAUGGCCGCGGCUGCAUUGUUCCUGCCAUCUGCUACAGCACUGUCGAAGCGGCUUUCUCGACAUUGCAAGUCCCUGGCCCAUAAUGUCAUUGCCCGACGCCACAGAUCGGUUGAGAUCGUCUUAGCCUUCAUGGUAAAUGUUCCAUGGAUGGAGCCAGGUAGUUGCCUGGGGGAUGACGAUACAUGUUCCUACAUUGCCAUGGCUCUAGCUGUUGCUUUAGAUCUCUCGUUGAACAAGAUUGUGCUUCCAUCAACUAGCUUCGAGCAUAGCCUUCUCAGAAGACUCGCUAAGGCCGAAACUAUCGAUGCAAAGAGAGCCCUAUACAUGGACCGAUUUGAUGGCAUAGAACCGAACUCUGCAUGGGGCCGAAGACUUCUCCGAAGGCGAGAGAGAACGUGGAUAGCGCUGUUUGUUCUCGAAAGAGGUGUAUGUUUAGCUCGCGGGCGAAGCUAUACAGUCCCUUCAACAGCCCUUAUAAACUAUUGUGAUAAGUGGCAUGUAUCCGAUUUUGCAGACUCACGUGAUGGGCCGAUGAAUUCAAUGGCUGUGCUCAGGAGGAAUUUGGUCGCAGAUGCCGGGUCUGAGGUAGCGCAAUCGAUCAAGAAUAUGAUUGAAAGCUUCUACGACAAGUGGUAUGAGAUAUGGGCGCCUGAGAUUGGGGAAGGUCACUCACGCUCCCUUCCACCCUAUGUUGAAAUCCUUGUAACACAUACGAGGCUAUCGACAUAUGGUGGUGUUAUCAACCAUCCUACAGCACCUUUGGAAGUCAAGAGAUUCUUUCGUGCUGCCGGCCUUUCUUCUGCACUGAACGUUCUGAGAGCAGCUAUACAAGGAGAGUCGCGAUUGAAAUCCAUGCCGAAUAACACUGUCAUCAUGAUAUCCUUUGCUGCAUGCUCAGCACUUAGUCUCAGCGUGAUGCCAGAAGACAGCAGGUCGAGUUUGGCGCCAAGUGUUCAUAAUUUGAUCGAGGAAACUGCAGGUGUCCUUGAGCGUAUUGGAGCUACUACCCGCCAUAGAAAUGGCGCCUCUGUUCUCUAUGGGCGCUUCCUGAGAGCGCUUGUCAGACGCGCUCCUGUAAGCGCAGGCUCUCAGAACCUGAAGGUCGAAACGGGGCCGCUACAACCUCCGCCAGACUUGGAUGGGUAUUGCCCGGUGGCUUCCGGGACACAGCCAUCCUCGAUACCGACCUCUUUUAUUUGGCCUGAACCACUCAGAUUUUCUGCUAUGUCUGAUGACCAGAUCAUAGACGCAGUGAACCGAGCUGGCACCGCAUUUGGGACAUCUGUGCCCGAUGUUCCACUGGAUGACCUAAUGACUUGGGACUGGUUCGAUGUCGGAAAUGCGGCAGAUUUUGGCUUCUGA